Molecule: messenger RNA, 1599 nt
Organism: Aspergillus terreus NIH2624
Lineage: Eukaryota; Fungi; Ascomycota; Eurotiomycetes; Eurotiales; Aspergillaceae
Product: protein TOXD
Exons: 3
Coding region: 1-1599 (532 amino acids)
Molecular function (GO): oxidoreductase activity, acting on NAD(P)H
Source: RefSeq, a predicted model, not a curated record
AUGGAGCCGUGUCUCAACGGCCGGCUCGUCCUCCUCCACCGCAAAAGAUACGAUAUCCCUGGUUCUCACGUCACGGUUCUUGGUUGCACACUAUGGUCAAAUGUCCCCGACGAAUCGAAGGAUGUCGUGCGCAUGAGAAUCAGCGAUUUUCAACAGAUUACGGGCUGGACUGUCGACGACCAUAUUGCGAACCACAGGGCAGACCUGGCCUGGCUGCAAAGCGAAAUUCAGACGGUCCACCAAGAAAAUAUAAAAAUCACGGACGAACAAUCCCCAAAACGAUCUGUUCUUGUCGUGACGCAUCACGCCCCGUUACUUCGGAAAACGUCAAGUCCACAACACGCUCGGAACCCUUGGAGAUUUGCCUUUGGCACUGACAUCCUACCACUUACAUCGGACGAAGUGAAAGUCUGGGUGUUCGGACACACACAUUUCACAACCAGCUUCAGGAAGGGUCGGGUUCAGGUUGUAAGCAAUCAGCGAGGAUAUGUCCUGCCUUGGAGCAACCCGAAUGGAGAGGAUCGCAACGUUAGUUACUAUUUAUUCAAGAACGGCACCUCCUAUUAUCCAAUCCCCAAACCACAUACUUACUUUAAUACAACGACUAUGAAGGCCAUCUCUGUUACCGCCCCUCAGCAGGAGGGGCUUGUCACGGACCGAGCUAUUCCAACUCUCCGCGAUGACUACAUUCUCGUCAAAACGGUCAGCGUCGCGCUGAACCCUACCGACUGGAAGCACAUCAAGUACCGGGCUCCCCCGGGCACUGUGAUCGGAUGCGACUACGCCGGGGUUGUUGAGGCGGUCGGGAAGAACGUCAAGAAGUCGUUCAAACAAAGGCGACCGUAUGGGGCGUUCGCGGAAUACAUCGUCGCCAAGGGCGACAUCCAGAUCCACAUCCCAGAGAACGUCAGCUUCCAAGAAGCCGCUACGCUGGGUGUUGGUAUUACUACCGUCGGCCAGGGCCUGUACCAGAGCCUGGGCCUUGCGCCCCCGACGAGUUCCAUCUCGGAGGGAACUCCUAUUCUGAUCUACGGUGGCUCUACAGCCACGGGAACUCUGGCCAUCCAAUUCGCCAAGCUCUCUGGAUACACAGUCUUGACGACGUGUUCUCCUCACAAUUUCGAUCUCGUGAAGCGUCUCGGGGCCAACGAAGUGUUUGACUAUAAACAGCCCAACGCGGCUGCCGAGAUUCGCAAACUAACCAACAACAACCUGAGACUAGUCUUUGAUACUAUUGGGCUCGAAUCGAGCGCACAGUUCUGCGACGAAGCGUUGUCUACGGAAGGGGGCGAUUACAGCUCCCUCCUCUCGUUGGGGAUUGAGCGGGAGAACGUCAAAGACCGCUUUACGGUUGCUUAUACAGCCAUCGGAGAGGCGUUUGACUUUGGCGAUCCAAUCCCUGCGAAUCCUGAAGACCUGGCGUUCGCAGAGAAGUUCUGGGAUCUGACGGCGAAGUUGUUGGCGGAAAGGAAGAUCAAGGCGCACCCGCCCAAGGUCUUGCCUGGGGGCCUUCAAGGUGUACUGAAGGGUCUGGAGCUCAUGAGACAGGGAAAGGUCAGCGGAGAGAAGCUGGUGUACAAUGUGGAAGAAACUCCUUGA